Messenger RNA from Salvelinus fontinalis (brook trout), 1907 nucleotides. Its product is annotated as nuclear envelope integral membrane protein 1-like. Bases 41 to 1342 code for a protein of 433 amino acids. The record is from RefSeq and is a predicted model, not a curated record. Gene Ontology annotation, cellular component: nuclear envelope. The transcript has 9 exons. NCBI's taxonomy places the organism in Eukaryota, Metazoa, Chordata, Actinopteri, Salmoniformes, Salmonidae.
UUGUAACAAGAACCACGUGGUUUCUUAAUAGUCGUCUGUCAUGGCGGGAUUCAUGAAAUGGAAAAAUGGACCUCUCUCCGAAAUAGUUUUUCUAAUUGUGCUUUUUUGUAUAUUAAGUACGCAACAAACCUCAGGAAGUAAGAUCAACAUAGUCAAUAUCAAAGAUGGCCAAGAGUCUGCCAAAACAGGGUCAAAUCACUACUGCUAUCUCAACCCUAUUGUCCCAGGUUGGAAGGAAACAUGGACAAGAAUCCAGGUUCGAGUAUGGAGCUCAAAACAGCUGAAGGUAACUGUUGUGGAGGAUGAGGAGAAGCUGCAGGAGCUAGAACACUUCAGUGUCUGGGGUCUGGUGCAGUACCUAAUGCAUGAGCAGACCAAUGAAACCACCCUCAGCAUCAGCCUGUUCAGCCCAAAGACCUGCUUCAAGAUCAAACCCAUCGACCCUGUAGCAAUAUACACUGUAAAGCCCACACGAAAGUUCGACAUUUUCCUAUUUGUGACAUUCUUGGCUGGAGUGCUGCUGUUCAUCUUUGCAGACUCGCUCAGCAGGAGUCAGGUAUUCUAUUACUCUGCUGGCAUGAGCACAGGUAUGAUUGCCUCCCUCAUCAUCCUCAUCUUCGUCAUGGCACGCUUUUUGCCAAAGAAAAGCCCAUUUUACGUGGUGAUAGUUGGUGGCUGGUCCUUCUCUGUUUACGUCAUCCAGCUUGUGUUCAGGAACCUGCAGCUGAUUCUGAGAGAGCACUGGCACGUGGCUUUUGGCUAUGCUGCAGUGGUUGGGUUUAUCAGUUUUGCUGUGUGCUAUCGUCAUGGCCCUCUUGUGGAGAAGAGGAGUAUCAAUAUCCUGUCCUGGACGCUGCAGUUUUUUGGCCUGCUGCUGAUCUACGCUGGGAUCCAGGUUCAGCAAGUGGCGUUGGCCACCAUCAUUGCUACAUUCUGCUCUAAGAACCUGGAGUACCCUGUUUCAUUGCUCCUUCUUGCGUGGAAUAAAGUCAAGCCAACUCUACGCUGGAAGCCAGAGCCUCGUCGGCUGCUGACUGAAGAAGAGUUCCAGAAACAGGGGGAGGAGGAGACGCAACGUGCCCUGGAGGAGCUGAGAAAGUACUGCAGCAGUCCAGACUUCAGCACCUGGAAGACAGUCUCUCGACUACAGUCCCCAAAAAGGUUUGCAGAUUUUGUGGAGGGCUCACCUCACCUGAUAUCAAAUGAGGUUUCUGUGCAUGCACAGGAAUAUGGAUCCUUCUUUGAGGAUGAUUUCUUUGACACGGAUGAGGACAAUGAUGAGGAGAAUAUGGUGAAUGGCUUGAAAAGAGGAGACCUUGGGUGGAAUGACAGAGACUUGUGAAGAUGCAUAGAUGGGUGUUUUUCCCUGUAGCAGCAAGGUUGAUGGAGCAUAGUGCUGACUGGCCUUUAACCCUCACAGCUCUCCUCCAACCCGAAGACAGGUGUUAAUGAAUCACCAGGAGAUAGUGGAAUCUGGCCAUUAGUAUGCCUGUGAGAAUGUAUUGUAUCCAAGUUGAGGCAUAGAUCCUACUGUAGAUUGCUGAUGGCAACCACCAGUUUUGUAAAUUGACACUUAAAGCCAGACCCUGAGUGGAAUGUACUGAAUUGAAAAUGUAAAUCUAAUUCGUGUGGAAAACUCCCUCGAGUUAGGGGCAUAUUUAUAAAGUUUGGAUUUAUCCCAGUGUUUUAAAUUCAGCUGAGAAACUUGACCACAGGGCUAUACUACAAAGCAGGAUGAAUGAGGUAGCCAGCUAACUUUGAUAAACAAGCAGAAAUAACUGUAGAUUUUCGGGUUCAUUAAGAAAGCUAAGCUUGGGUACAGUAUGUGUUUUGGUUAUUGAGUCAAUUAGACAAUGCACAUUUCAUGCUAGUCUUUCUAAAAAAUAAUAAAGUUAUUUCAGACUAUU